UAUUGAAAAUGGGCCGCCACAAACCCGACCCGGCCAACCCGUUGAUUCACAGACGCGCCACAUAACCCCCACCCCUCCCCCCUUUCAUCUGUGACCGGACGCAUAUCUCUUUUCCUUCUUCCACAUCGCCGCCGUCUGAAUCUCCCCUCAGCUACUACGCAUCCAUUUCACUGCUCAAUCUUUCGGUUCUUCCGGAAAAAACCGAUUAAAACGCACCUCCGAUCGUAUUCCGGCCGUGCCGACCUUCGAUACCGUACCCGGUCAACCGUCUGGUUUUGCUCUAGCCGCGAAUUCAGUCGCCCGCAAUGGAGAAGGUGGAGCCGGUCGUUGGUGUCUCUAUGGAAGAGGGAAAAUCAGAGAUAUCUAGCGAUAAUGGAACAGCUGCGGAGCCUUCUUCCUUAGAUCAGAAAGAUGUUGAAGAGAAACUUGAUGUUUUGACUGUGGAGGAGGCAACAGGUAAGGUCUCCCAUCAAACUGAGCUUGUCUACUCUCAAAAUAUUGAGAAAAGGAAAUUACAAUUUCUUGAAACCACUCAGCAAGCGCACUUUGUAUAGACAUUUUGCAUUUGGUUUGAGUGUCGGGACAAUCAUUCUUUCCAUCUCAUCCAAUAUUUUUAUUUAUUUUUCAUAAAAGUUUAAAUUUAGACUUGUGAAACACCAAUAUUUCAGAUGUUUCGUGGACAUGAGUUUUUACUGGAUAAGUGAUUGUUAAGCUCUAUUGUUGCGUGAAGUUUAAAUUGACCUUAGGUUUUUUCCCUUCAUUGUUUCACUGCAUUGUGAUAAAGAAACAUAUGGCAAGAUAACAUGCAUGUAGAGACAAAGGCUUGUUUUGGAACAACAUUUUUAAUUAGCUUUAGCUUUUUGGAUAAUUUUUUAAUAGUGUUGAUUAAUUUUGAAAACGCUAAAGGAUAAAAUUGUUGCCAAACGGGCCCAAAGUUGAAAGCAUCUGACUGGAGGGGAAUUUACCUAAAUAGGACUACAACAUAAUAACUUUCUCAAAAUAAG
Messenger RNA from Cuscuta campestris, 1004 nucleotides. NCBI's taxonomy places the organism in Eukaryota, Viridiplantae, Streptophyta, Magnoliopsida, Solanales, Convolvulaceae. The record is from the annotation of a GenBank genome assembly.